GCGUUUUGUAACUUCCGGUUCAAAGUUGAGUACGCCCUCUUUAACCGGCCUGAAUCAACAUGGGACGAGUCAGGACGAAGACAGUCAAGAAGGCCGCCAGGGUCAUCAUCGAGAAGUACUACACGCGCCUGGGCAACGACUUCCACACCAACAAGCGGUUGUGUGAGGAGAUCGCCAUCAUCCCCAGCAAACCUCUUCGCAACAAAAUCGCAGGUUACGUGACACACUUGAUGAAGCGCAUCCAGCGCGGUCCAGUGAGGGGCAUCUCCAUCAAGCUUCAGGAGGAGGAGAGGGAGAGGAGGGACAACUAUGUGCCCGAGAUCUCAGCUUUGGACCAGGAGAUCAUUGAGGUGGACCCCGAGACCAAAGACAUGCUCAAGCUGCUUGAUUUUGGUAACAUCUCCAAGCUUCAAGUGACUCAGCCCGUUAUUGGCAUGAACUUCAAAACUCCACGAGGACUGUAGAGCCUUCAUACUCCUUUUGCUAAUAAAGACAUGUCAUUGCUGGGUGACAAUCAACCAUG
Molecule: messenger RNA, 523 nt
Organism: Hippocampus comes (tiger tail seahorse)
Lineage: Eukaryota; Metazoa; Chordata; Actinopteri; Syngnathiformes; Syngnathidae
Gene: rps17
Product: ribosomal protein S17
Exons: 5
Coding region: 60-464 (134 amino acids)
Biological process (GO): translation
Cellular component (GO): ribosome
Molecular function (GO): structural constituent of ribosome
Source: RefSeq, a predicted model, not a curated record